Notechis scutatus (mainland tiger snake) is the source of this 1795-nucleotide messenger RNA. The record is from RefSeq and is a predicted model, not a curated record. Lineage: Eukaryota; Metazoa; Chordata; Lepidosauria; Squamata; Elapidae.
UUGGAGCAGAACAGCCGGCGGGACCCGGCCGGUACCAUGAGUUACAUGAUGAUGCCGAGAGUGCAACCAGGAUCCCCGCAGAAGGCCCGCGGCCAGAUACAGGUCAUCUUUGGACCCAUGUUCUCUGGAAAAAGCACUGAACUGAUGCGCCGAGUCCGUCGAUUUCAAAUCGCACAGUAUAAAUGUCUACUAAUCAAGUAUGCGAAAGACACACGCUAUUGCCUCAGUGGGGUCUCCACACAUGACAGAAGCACCAUGGAGGCCAUGUCAGCUUGUUGCCUCAAAGAUGUCCAGCAGGAGGCUCUGAAUUCCACUGUGAUUGGCAUUGAUGAAGGCCAGUUUUUUCCAGAUAUAGUUGAGUUUUGUGAGACAAUGGCCAAUGCAGGGAAGACUGUCAUUGUGGCAGCCCUUGAUGGAACAUUUCAGAGGAAGGCUUUUGGGAACAUCUUACAACUAGUCCCCUUCGCAGAGAGUGUCGUGAAACUUAACGCUGUUUGUAUGGAGUGUUAUCAUGAGGCCUCUUACACAAAAAGGUUGGGAACAGAGAAAGAGGUAAGACUCUAAUAAAAACUCUCCCUUUCUUUAAAGCUGUUGACUGUGAGAGAUAUUGCCUGUUCAUCCUCUUAGGUGGAAGUAAUAGGAGGGGCAGAUAAAUAUCAUUCAGUCUGCCGGGUCUGUUAUUUCAAGAAUCGACAACAGUUGGUAUCUGAAAACAAAGAGAACCUACUAUGUGGGAAUAAGCCCCUGGAUAUUAGUGCCUCCAGCAAAGUCUUGGCUACCCAUCAGAUCAUGCAAUGGAAUCCAUCUAAUUGAACAAUGGAAGCAAGAGGUCUGAUUCCCAGGUGGAUUUAAAGAAACAUUUUCUUGUCCUUCCUUCUAGCUUUGUAUUGUUAAACUAAUGUCCCUCCCACACAACAGAAAGAGUUGUUUUUAUAAGCAGCAACAAGGCUUGAGAACAUUAUAACAUGCUAUGAAUAAGGAUGUUCUAUAUUGAGAACUGCACUGGUUUCUUAGUCUCUAGAGGGAAGAUUUUGUAAUAUCAUUAGUGGCAUUUCCUCUUGCACAAAAUUUCCCCAAACGGUUUAAUUCAGAGUUUUAACUGCCAUAAUGGCUAAAGUAAAUGUACUAACAGCAAGUUGCACUAUGAAACUGGAACAUUAUUUUUCUAAAUCCAUCAAAUUGGGGUUUGGGGGAAGGGGAAUUCUUACUAUAUUCAAUAGGCAAUUAAUUUACAGGCUGUUGGGCUUUAAAGACUGAAUAGGUUAACUGAACAAAAUGUAUUUUUAUUUGGUGGUGUGUGUAUCUGCUUGUAAAUAAAGACCUGGACUUACAAAAAAAAAAGGCCCCUUUUCCAGCCUUUAUAAUUAACAUAAUAAAGGGCUUUUCUUUUAACCUUCCUAGAUAGACACUUGACAUCUUACAUUGACUUAAAUAUAUUCUACUUUUGCUUGUUUAAUUUAUUAAACUGGCUACUAAUGUGUCAGUGGUUGUUUUAAGUAUUAUAUUCCUGCUUUAUAUUUUCUAGCAUACUGUCUAACAUUCUGAUUUUAUUGCAGCGAUAAGUAUCUGCAUUUCCUCUUUUUGAGUAAAUAUAAUCUUUUUACACUGAAAACACCCCGUGUCUUGUUUCUGUUGUCUUAGGAGCAGAAGAAGGAACCUCUAGUGGAAACUAGGGUUGGUUUUAAUCAAUGAUGCAUUGAAUAAAAUUAAUCUUUAAAAGUUUAAUGUGUAGGACUUAUUACUACCAGUUCAUCUUAAGAAUAUUUAACUUCAGUGACAAGAACUUUAUUACUGG